AUGCAGCCGUGGAGAGCAAAUACACCAUCCAUCCCAAACCCCACGGGGUCCGAUGGAGCACCCUCACAGCACCAGCAAUCGGCACGGGACUCAGAGACGCAGUGCCAGCAGCAGCUGGAACAGUACGGUAGCAGCAGUACUACCAGUGACAGCAGCAGUAAUAGUAGCAGUAACAGCAGUAGUAGUCAUAGUAGUAGCAGCAGGAGUAAUAGUAGCAGCAGUAGCAGUAUUAGUAUUAGCAGUAGCAGUAGUAGUAGUAGUAGUAGCAGUGAUGGUAACAGUAGUAAUAGUAGCAGCAGUAGCAGUAAUAUCAGUAGCAACAGUAGCAGUAUUAGCAUUAGCAGUAGCAGUAGUGGUAGUAGCAGUGAUGGUAGCAGUAGUAAUGGUAGCAGCAGUAGCAGUAUUAUUACUAGCAGUAGCAGUAGUUGUAUCAGUAGCAAUAAUAGCAGUAAUAGCAGCAGUAUUAGUAGUGGCAGUAGCAGUAUUAAUAUCAACAGUAGCAGUAGUAGCAGCAAUAAUAGCAGCAGCAGUAUUAGUAUCCACAGUAGCAAUUGUAGUAGCAGCAGUAGUAAUAGCAGCAGUAGUAGCAGUGGUAGUAGCAGCAGUAUUAGUAGUAGCAACAGUAUUAGUAUUAACAAUAGCAAUAGUAGUAGCGGCAGCAGUAUUAGUAUGAACAGUAGCAAUAGUGGUAGCAACGGUAGCAGUAUUAACAUUAACAGUAGUGGUAGCAGUGGCAACAGUAAUAAUAGCAGUAGUAGUAGCAGUGGCAGUAGCAGCAGUAUUAGUAGUAGCAACAGCAGCAGUAUUAGUAUUAACAGUGGCAGUAGUAGCAGCAGCAGUGGUAGCAGCAGUAUUAGUAUUAACAGUAGUAGUAGUAGCGACAGUAGCAGUAUUAAUAUUAACAGUGGUAGUAGUAGCAACAGUAGUAAUAGCAGGAGGAGGAGGAGGAGGAGUAGCAGUAGUAUUAACAGUGGCAGCAUAGUCGCAGCAGCAGCCGCCGCCACCAUCACUCAGGCCCCACUAGAGCCAGGCCACUGUUCGACGCACCUGGCCGGCACCCACCCAGUCGUGCCGGCGCCUGUGGCAUGA
Molecule: messenger RNA, 1089 nt
Organism: Sorex araneus (European shrew)
Lineage: Eukaryota; Metazoa; Chordata; Mammalia; Eulipotyphla; Soricidae
Exons: 1
Coding region: 1-1089 (362 amino acids)
Source: RefSeq, a predicted model, not a curated record